GUAAGGUAGUCGCUAUCAAACCCUUCUAGUGAGUAGACUUUAAUAAAAACGUGGUUUCGCUUCGGCGUCGCCGUUGCCACAUUGAUGUGAUCGUUGUGUUUUGGUGCUAAUUGGACGUGCGUUGGUACCUUACUCACUAAACUGUGCCGCUUUGGAUUAGAACAGAUCGAUCGUUAGUCAGUUAGUUAGGAAGGCAGGUGUGUUCAGAAUAUUUACUGGGCCUUUUUCUCUGAUAUUUCUCCUGUCGAAGAGGGUCAGGGUGGACUAGUACCGGAAUUGGCCGACGUCUGCGCACUUCGACGGCGCUCCUUCCGGAAAGAAAGAUUUGUUUUGAAGGGUUGUGUGAGCGAGUGAGCGAGCAUGCUGGAGAGCUGCUGCUAGCCAGUCGAAUGAUAUACAUUUAUACGCCAUCCGAUAUCGCGGUUGACAAUUUUGCGUCCCAUUUGGCGAGAAGAGCGGAAAUGAAUCAGUGUAGCUCCAGGCAGAGUGACAGCAUAACAUACAAUUUUUCGUUAACAUAAAAGCAAUACAAAGUUAGAAAAUUUUCGGUGUGAUUAGUUGACACAAAGUGUUAUCAGUGUGAUUUGAAGUAAUCGAAUGUCGAGAGCAACGCUAGCAUUAAGCAUACAUUUGUGAGUGCUCAUGUUUACGGGCCGUCAAACGUCACCCGAAUUGGGUCAAUUUUGAUUAGGGCAGCAAUAACAAUCGAUACUCUGGAACUCGGCUGCAGUGGCUGUGACAAAUUCUAGAGGCCUACCCCGAAAACAGACAACACAACCCUUUGCUUCCAGCAGUAGCAGCAGCAUCGACCGAAAUCUGCGUCAGACGCCGAACGAAACGAAACCACAAGACGCAAGACUCAUUAAUAAUGGAUGCACUUUUGGAAGGAGUUCAGGCCCUGUUCCUGGAAAACAUCUUCGUGCAGGUGUUCACCGGGGUCAUUCUACUAAGUUGGAUAUGGCCCACGUUUCGGUACUACACAAAACUGGGGUCAGUGCUGUUCGUGGCCUUCCUGGUGCUGGUCGUACCCAUCCCUUACUUUGUCCUUCGACCCAGGAGGCCCCUCAAUGCUUUGGUUCCAGGAAUUGUCGCCUACAAGUUCAUCGAACUGAUGGGGGUGGAGUACGAAAUUCGGGGGAAGGAGAACAUCAACAUUAAGAAUGGCGGCGUUGCGAUCAUCAACCAUCAGAGCGCAAUCGAUGUGAUUCUACUGGCCCGGCUGCUGAGAGUGUUCCGGAAUAUUGUGCCGGUCGUGAAGAAGGAGCUGAUCUAUGCCUUUCCAUUUGGAAUUGGAUCCUACCUGGUGGGAGUGGUUUUCAUAAAUCGGAAGAACACGGCCUCAGCGAAGAAUGUGAUGGCACGGGAGGCAGUUGCAAUUAACAGGGAUAAUCUGAAGCUGGCCAUUUUCCCGGAGGGAACCCGUCACGAUCGCGACACGCUGCUGCCAUUCAAGAAGGGUGCAUUCCACGUGGCCGUUGCGACUCAGUCGGUCAUUCAGCCGAUAGUGAUCUCCAAGUACCACUUCCUGGACCACAAGAAGCGCCGUUUCGGUACGGGGCGAAUAAUCGUGAAGGUUUUCCCGGAGAUUUCCACCAAAGGGCUAACCAAGGACGACAUCAACGAUCUGGUGGACCAAUGUCACCGGAAGAUGGAAGCCGAAUUCAUUGCACUUAGCGAGGAGGUGAAACCUUACUGCCAUCUGUAGGGAAGAAGCUUAGUGUAAGCAGGCUGGGAUUGAUUUAAGCAAUAGGUGGAAAGUAGUGACGAGUUAUUGUAGUGACUUUUGGCGAUAGCGAAAAGUAGGACCUUGAACGAAGCGCAAAAUAUGUUUCGACCUUUCGGAAACGAUAAUUGUACAUAAGUAAAUUAACGGAAGAUUCCAUGUUAGGUCGCCUAGAAGACACUGAGAUAUAGUUAGGGUUAAAAUGAUAGUGAUAGACUCCUCUGGUUGAGAUAAACAAUUGUAUAAAGUAUUUAAAACUACUAGAGUUAUGUGGUGAAGAAUAAAUUGAAGCUUUUAAUGUAAUGAAUCAUUUCGAAGAUCUAGUCACAAAAAGUUCAGAAAAAGAUGUAUUUGUUGAGAUUGAGACAAAUUCUGAAAUUCUUGAAAAAACUGCUUAACAAUGUUUUGCCUUAUCGCCAACAUUUCGCAACUAUGAUGGUUCGAGUAAAGCGCUAUCAAUUAUGUAGAAUACAUACCAUAAAGUUCAAUAGAGUAAAUGAUGAUGUAAGCACAAACCUUUCGAAAGUCUGUCGGAAAGUGGUCAAUAAGGCCAAUGGCUGGACAAAUACUACUGCUUCCUUGAUAAAUUGAAUUGAAUU
Messenger RNA from Uranotaenia lowii, 2322 nucleotides. Its product is annotated as 1-acyl-sn-glycerol-3-phosphate acyltransferase alpha-like. Gene Ontology annotation, biological process: phosphatidic acid biosynthetic process. Gene Ontology annotation, cellular component: endoplasmic reticulum. The record is from RefSeq and is a predicted model, not a curated record. Gene Ontology annotation, molecular function: 1-acylglycerol-3-phosphate O-acyltransferase activity. The transcript is spliced from 5 exons. Lineage: Eukaryota; Metazoa; Arthropoda; Insecta; Diptera; Culicidae. The coding region runs from base 869 to 1705 and encodes 278 amino acids.